Chelonia mydas (Green sea turtle) is the source of this 4894-nucleotide messenger RNA. Its product is annotated as vacuolar protein 8. Gene Ontology annotation, molecular function: protein binding; protein-membrane adaptor activity. NCBI's taxonomy places the organism in Eukaryota, Metazoa, Chordata, Testudines, Cheloniidae. The record is from RefSeq and is a predicted model, not a curated record. Gene Ontology annotation, biological process: nucleus-vacuole junction assembly. The coding region runs from base 1850 to 3568 and encodes 572 amino acids. The transcript has 14 exons.
GGGUUUUUUAUACCUCCGCACAUUGCUGUCUUGGACAUCCAUCCUAAUUGCAAAGUUUGAAGGGCCAGUGGUGGUAGCAGCAGAACAUAGCAGUGAGUCUCUGGGUUCUGUUGCUGCAGAAUAUGUGACUGGGCAGCUGGCCCAUCUCCUAGAAGAUCCUUAUAAGGUGGAUUUGGCAGACGUGAGAAGGGAGCAGGCAGACAUUCCUAACCCUGCUUCCCCAUCCCCUAAGAAACAGUAAUGAAGAGAAUGGGCCAGCUGGACAGUCUUUGAACAUCUUGCAGGAAGUAGCCAGAAGACACCACUGGAUUGAAUAGCAAGGAGAUACGCUGCCUUUAAAAGUCUUCCUCAUAAAGGCUAACUAAAAGGUACAGGGAGGCCCACAUCUAUUGGGGAUAUAGGGAACCAUGUGUAGCUGUUGAUUUGGACUGAAUGGCAUACAUUUUUAGGGAUCUAAAUAUCACCCAAAUAGCUAUAUCCCUAAAUAUCCAAAUAAAAACUGUGAGAUACUGUUGAUAGAGUUAAGCAUAGUAGACAAAGAGGGAUUUCCAAAAGCAAGAGAUUUAGGAGCACAAGUUCUACUGAAAGUCAGUGUGAUUUGUGCUCCUAGGUGACUUAGGAAUUUUUUAAACUCCUACCCUAAGUAUAGAAACGAGUCUUUAAAGCUUACAAGCAAGUGCUUCAAAUGAAGUGGUAUAUAUAUCCAUGACAGAUCUAUUAAAUACAUUGAUAUAGGAAGCCUGGCUUAAGUGACCACUCAGCACACCAACACAAAUUCAUUGCCUAACAAAGAGGUCUAGAAUCAGCUCAGAUUUUACAGGAAGCCUCUGGAAUAUUUAAAAUAUCAUACCUUAUUUUGAAUGGUGUCUUUCAUAAAAAUGUAUCUGUAGAGGAGAAGGCACUUGCACCUAGAGCAGUGAAAUUGCAUAAAGGAAUAUAGAGGAGGGGGGAAGCACUCUCCUGCCUAACCGUUCUCUCUUCCUGCACAGAGAAAUAAAUAAAGUAGUUAAUUUUAACAAGGGGAAUUGGACUUCCCCUUGCUUCCCCUCAGGAUGAGGCUUGAUCACUUUUGAUUUACAUAUAGUCUAUUUUUCCACAUAUCUUUUCCCAGAUUUUGUUUGUCAGGAUAUAAACUAUAAUUCUAAGUACACUUUUGAUAUUUGUAUUUACACAUUUUCUCAGUUUUUUCAUUCUUCAUGGACAUUUUAUUUGAAGCAGUUAUGAACUAUCUGCCUAUCCAGAUGGUGCCUUUGUUCCUGUCUAAACUUCAGUAGAAACUGGAAAAACCUGUUUGUUGAUUUUUUUUUUUUUUUUUUUGGUAUACCUUUCCUAUUGGCAAAAGAGAUGUGGAGAAGGUGGUGCCUUGCCUUCAGCUGUGAUGUCACUUUACAUAACCACAGCCUUCUUUGUCCAUUAUUCCAGAGGCUUUCACUGUCUCUGAGUUGUGAAGACUUUGAUAGUUGUUUCAAUAAAUUUCAUUUGUUAUUUAUGGAACAGUUUUGUGUGAUCGCUUUAUUUUUCUUCAUCUAAUGCAGAGAAACAGUGAUUUGUACGCGGCUCUGUUCCAGCCUUUAAACUAACACCUUACAGACCUCACAAGGAGCAUACUGUUGACAGUUAAGUUUUGUUGUACCAUGCAGUUUGUUUGCACAUAGGAAAUAACUUAGCAGUUUUGCAGUGGCUCUAGAGUGUUAUGACAGUGUUGGGUAAAUCAAGAUCUGUAACACACACCAACACAGAAGCAACAAUUUAAUGCAAAAAGUGGUGAAGGUGUGAAGAAGCUACUCUUUCCAUAUCUCUCCCUUUUUCUCUCUGACUUUGUGUUGGUAUCAGAACAAGUAAAGUAAAAAUGGCUCAACUGUGUGAAAACUGUGUGAAGUUGCUUCAGGACUUUGUGUCCCUUGUGAAGAGGAUGUCCUCAAGUCUGAUACAGAACAUAAAGGAAUAUUUGAUUCUGAUAAGUGAAUGCUCCUGCCUAAAACGAAAGAGCUCUGAAGCCAGACAGCUAUACAAACCUGUCCUUCAGCCACACGAAAAGGAGAUGGUGCGAGAAUUUCUACAGCACAUUGAAACAGGUUUUGAAAUGUCACCAUUUGGAAGGGACUCCCUGGAAGCUCUGAGGACCUUAGCAUUUUCAGAAAACCCUGAUUUACAGCAGUCUGCUGCUCUGUAUUACUUGCAUAUGAGUCAGCACUUAAACACCCAGCUGCCUGCUGAGCAUUUGGAACCCUAUUAUGCUUUACUGCAGUCCAGUGACAUGGAGGUUCAGCAGAUGUCUUCCCUGUCCCUCGUAAACUUUUUGCUGGAAGGAAACAUAAACAAAGAACUAGUUGUCCAAAUGGGUUUACUUGAGCCAAUUCUGGAGCUGCUCGAGUCAGGGGACUCCGCUGUCCAGUGCAACUCCUGUGCCUGCAUAAUGACUUUGGCUGCCUCAGAGUCCAACCGAGAGGCCAUCGGCUCAGCGGGAGUUAUACCCUUGCUCGCACUUGCCAACUCCUAUGAUCCUAGAGUCCAACAAAAUGCAGUUGGAGCUAUUCUCAACCUCACACGAUCAGAGCGGAUCCAGCAAGUCCUGUGCAGGGAAGGAGCCCUCCCUGUCCUCAUACUGAUGUUAGAGUCUCCUGACUCAGAAGUACAGUAUUAUAGUUGUGCUGCUCUAAGCAAUGUGGCAGCCAACUCUCAGCACCAUGAAGCCAUGUUGCGAGUUGGGGACAGAUUCCUUCUGCGGACACUCAUUUCUCUCCUGUCUUCAUCUGUGGACAAGGUUUCAAGACAGGCAUGUGUUUGUCUGAGGAACUUGGCCACAAGUGUGAACAUUCAGGCUGACAUCGUAAUGGACAUCCUUCCCAAGCUGCUCUCUCUCCUUGCAUCUAGCAAUUCAGAUGUUCAACAAGCUUCUAUUGCACUCCUCUGGAUAUUAUCCCAACACCCGGCCAACCAGGAUGCUUUAAUGCAUGAAGAGGUGCUGCAGAACCUGGGGAUGCUAUUGUUAACUCACCAAACAGUCCCAGGGAUCGUUGGUCACACUGCCUGUAUCAUCAAAAAUCUGAGCUUUUGCAAAAACAUACAGAGAAUCAUUGAAAGUCCAUGCGUGGAAGGACUCCUCCAGGCUAUCCUGUCUACCGAAAUUCAAGAAGAAUCUCUUAAUUACGUGACAUGUUCUCUUGCUGAGCUGGCAAAGCAUGAAGGUGCCACAUUACACUUGCUAGAAUGGAUGAAUGGACCCCUGAUAAAGCGCCUAGUGAGAUUGGCUGGGCAAAGGGAACAUACAGAGCCAUCAUUUCAAGCUGCCUCCGUUGUCCGACACAUGAUACGUCACGAUAAAGUGAGGUCUCUGCUGAAAUGCCACAUGGAGGAAGUCCAACGCUACCUCAUGAAUUUUCUCAACCACCAAGAGAUUCGCUUUCAGCAGCUGGGAAUUUCUACACUGGGCAAACUACUGGAAGAUCCAGAAUUUUCAUCUGCAUUCAGCCAGAGUCAAUUGAUAGAGCAUCUUGAGCAAAUCCGUCAACAGACAGAAGAAACUCAGGAGCUCCUUAAGAUGGUUAUCAGCCGCAAAGGCAGUUAACAUUUUAUUUACUCACCUCAUGAAAUGCUAUCCCAGCCUGAUCCCUCAGAAAGGGUAACUUUUUUUUUGUUUGUUUUUUUGUUAUUACUUCUCAUAGUCAAUAUUUUCCUACCACUUGCAGUUCCACCCAACACAUAAUGACCCGGUGGAAUCAUGUACUUUAUACGGCCUUAAUGUUUUGAUAAUGGAAAUCAGUACGGUCUAUAAAAAGGUUUGAAAAAAACAUGUCAACUUACUCUAUUAAAAUGUUUAAUGGCUACACCUACAUUCCUACCAGGUACAUGGCUGAUAAAAUACCCAAUACUAUCUAAACUUUGCAUGUAUCUUUUUGAACACACAGUAAGCAGUGUGUGUGUGAGGUUUUAUUUAUGUAAAAACCAGGUUUUAUUAAACACACAUUCCUCCAAACACAUAUUUGUAUAUGCAAACUAUGCUAUGCUCUUUGAUAUUAACAAUAUUCUAUUACUAUUCAGUGUCUGUAUUCAUUAUUUCAUAGUACCCAUAUCACUAAAGUGCCUGGAGCUACCUAACUAAAGAGAAAGAGCACUGGAAUUAGAAUAUGAAAGAUGUAAAGGGCAACAUGUUCACUAGUGAAGAACAGUGAACUCAGAGGAAGAAAAUGAUAGUAAUUAGUAAUAAAUAGAGUAAUGAACUCACUGGGGUUGGGUGUCAUCCAAACUACCACACUUUCAUACUACAAUGUCAGGGUAAGGGGCCUUAGGGUAAAUAACAAUCAUGCCCAUUGUAUGGAUUGUGUUUGAAAUAUAACAGUUAACAUGGACAUAUUGUCUCCCCUUCCUAACCCCCCCCCCCAAAACAAAUAAACAAAACCCCCACCUUGUAGCAUGUCUAAACUGUGCUUUUUCAGGAAAAUGUAACAUGCACAAGCUAGUCUAUUUAAGGCACCAAAAGCAUUGCUGUAUUUGUGUGUGAGUGUUGUUAAUUUUUUUUAAGAAUGGGGCAUGGAGAGCUUAUAAAAAACCAUUGGAGAUUGAUGACAGAAUUCAAGUUGUCUUGUGUUAGUUAACUGCUAUGAUUUAAGGCUAAAUUUUGCCUUCAUGUAACUGUAUAUAAAUCCCACAUAAGUCUUUGUGGGUUGCAUUUGAUUACCUGAAGGCAGAAUUUGUACCUGAGUGGUUAAGUAAAGUCUGGAGUUUUACAAAUAUGUCCAUGCUUAAGCAUGUCAUAAAAUUAGUGACUGUAAAUCAGCUGAGCAUUUACUAGACAAACUGAAAUAUACAGAGAGUUGGUACUAGGUUUAUAAUCAACGUUACAUUUAGUGGUGAGUGUUCAACUGAAUCACUGCUAAUUUUUAUGGCAUUAUAC